AUGGCUGUUUCAAAGACAGCUGCGUUUACUCAUACGGUUAUAUUUCUGGCUGGAAUGUUUGUUGGAUACAAACUGAAGACCUGGCGUUUGAGAUAUCUACAAAAUAAGAGAGACAGACUGAUGCGGAAAGUGGUUGCUACGGAAAGACAAAUUCGUGUUGCAGCUACGAACUAACUGUGAAAUUUAUUGUCUGUGUUUUAUAUUAAACAGUUAAAGGUCAAACCAGUGUUUAAGUUUACUCAAGUUACUUGUUAGUAUGCCAGUGACAGUGCAUAUCUGCCACAUCAUCAACAUAAGCUAUACCUAAGUAGGGUAUAUACCUUACUCAAGUUACUGAAAUGUCGGUCAAACAAGCUCGGUGACAAAUUAAAAUCAAUUAUAGAAAUGUGUGAUACAACCCCGGUUAUGAUUGUUCAUGGUGGGGCCUGGGCGAUUCCCGACGACCUUGCUGAAGCUAGUGUCAAUGGAGUGAAGAAGGCCGUGUGUGCUGGAUACCAGGUGCUAUUACAGGGUGCUGCAGCCGUUGACGCUGUGGAAGCUGCUGUGUGUAUGCUCGAAGAUGAUCCUGCUUUUGAUGCCGGUACGGGCUCCGUGUUGAAUUUUGAUGGUGAGGUUGAGAUGGAUGCGGUGAUAAUGGAUGGGCAUGACCUUCGCGCAGGAGCUGUGGCUUGUGUACAGAACAUAGCUCACCCAGUCAAACUUGCCAGGAUGGUCAUGGAUAAGACUGACCAUGUGCUUAUUGUUGGCAAGGGAGCUAAUCAGUUUGCCAAGGAAAUGAGAGUGGAGACUGUGCCUACGGAGAAACUGGUCACUGAAGAAGCAGUUCGAGAAUUGGAAUAUUAUAGGAAAUACAAGUCGACUGUGAACAGUCUGUUUAAAACAAGAGAUGAUGUCCUGGGCCAUGAUACUGUUGGUGCUGUUGCUCUUGACUGUAUGGGAAAUCUGGCGUUUGCUACAUCCACUGGAGGCAUCUCAGCCAAACGUCCUGGAAGGGUGGGAGACGCACCUAUAAUAGGUUGUGGUGGGUAUGCAGACAGCAAGGUUGGAGGUGUGUCGACAACAGGACAUGGGGAAGCCAUCAUGAAAAUUUGUCUUGCCAAGAACAUCAUUCAUUUCAUGGAACAAGGCUUAUCACCACAAGAAGCAUCCGAGUCUGCUCUGAGGUCCAUGGCCGAGAGAGUGUCAGGAUCUGGGGGAGUCAUUACCAUCAGUAACCACGGCAACGUAGGCAAGCACUUCACGACAGAGAGAAUGGCAUGGGCGUGGUUGAAAGAAGGGCAGAUGCAUUACGGACUGAAUCCCGGAGAAGACUUUGUUACUCAGUACAGUGUACAAUAACAGUAAAAUAAACAAAGUAUCAUGGACA
Messenger RNA from Gigantopelta aegis, 1366 nucleotides. RefSeq names its product isoaspartyl peptidase/L-asparaginase-like. Gene Ontology annotation, molecular function: asparaginase activity. NCBI's taxonomy places the organism in Eukaryota, Metazoa, Mollusca, Gastropoda, Neomphalida, Peltospiridae. The coding region runs from base 385 to 1338 and encodes 317 amino acids. The record is from RefSeq and is a predicted model, not a curated record. The transcript is spliced from 7 exons.